Messenger RNA from Salvia miltiorrhiza (redroot sage), 1123 nucleotides. RefSeq lists its product as uncharacterized. The record is from RefSeq and is a predicted model, not a curated record. NCBI's taxonomy places the organism in Eukaryota, Viridiplantae, Streptophyta, Magnoliopsida, Lamiales, Lamiaceae. The coding region runs from base 1 to 1011 and encodes 336 amino acids. The transcript has a single exon.
AUGGAUUCCUUCUUCUCUGGGGUUGUUGAAAUCCAUGUUCAUCACGCGAGGAACAUCCACAACAUAUGCAUCUACGAGAAGCAGGAUGUGUAUGCCAAGUUCUCUCUGACCUGCAACCCCGACCACACCGUCUCCACCAGGAUCAUCAACGGCGGGGGGAGGAACCCCGACUUCAACGACAACCUGGCCAUCGACAUCAGCCACCCGGAUGCUGUGCUCAAAUGUGAAAUCUGGAUGCUCAGCAGGGCCAAGAACUUCAUGGAUGAUCAGCUCCUUGGAUUUGUAUUAGUCCCAAUCUCUUCCCUCUCUGCUAAUGCAACCCUCACUCAGGAUUUCCAUCUCUCCUCCACUGAUCUCUUUCACUCCCCUGCUGGCACCAUCAAGCUCUCACUUUUCUUGAAUGCAAACACUCCCACCAAUCCCAAUCCCAAUCCCAAUCCCAAUCCCUAUCCCAAUCCCAAUCCCACCCCUUUUGUUGCAACUUCACAGCUUCUCUCCCAAGACACCAUCAUCUCCGAUGACUACUGCAGGAUCGAGUUCCCUGACGUCAGCGUGGUCGAUCAGAACCAGCAGAUGGUGUCGGAGUACUUCGCCAAGAAUGGAGCUCCCCUGAGGCCGUGGGCGGACGGCUCGUUCCUCCGCCUAGGGGCCGCGCCCGAGGACUACGAGAUGGUGGCCAACUCCUCGGACGAGAGCAGCAGUGUCCAGAACUCGGGCAUGACGAGCUUGAGCGAUGAUCGGAACUCGGCGGACUCGAUGGAGAAGAAGGGGAAAAAGAGUGAGGAGGAGAAUGAGGAAUCGGCAAUGCAGCAGCAGAUAGUUGAUAUGUAUAUGAGGAGCAUGCAGCAGUUCACGGAGUCCCUCGCUAAGAUGAAGCUGCCCAUGGAUUUGGAGAAGGCUGAGGGAGAUGUGAUUCAUGAUGAGAGUGAGAAGAUGAGCAAGGAUAAUAAUAAUGAUAACAAUAAUAAUAAUAAUUGCAGGGUGUUCUAUGGCAGCAGGGCUUUUUUCUAAAUUAUAUAUGUUGAUUUAGAUUUGAGUGAAUGUCUUCUUCUUCUUCUGCUUCUUCUUCAAUCUGUGAAAUAACAGAAAUAAAUUAUUGAUGAAAGUGGAUGCAUUUUGAUUA